Molecule: messenger RNA, 3703 nt
Organism: Tilletiopsis washingtonensis
Lineage: Eukaryota; Fungi; Basidiomycota; Exobasidiomycetes; Entylomatales
Product: putative CRM1-nuclear export factor, exportin
Exons: 14
Coding region: 309-3527 (1072 amino acids)
Biological process (GO): ribosomal small subunit export from nucleus; ribosomal large subunit export from nucleus; protein export from nucleus
Cellular component (GO): nucleus; cytoplasm
Molecular function (GO): small GTPase binding; nuclear export signal receptor activity
Source: RefSeq, a predicted model, not a curated record
AUCUCCACCACCUCCCUCGCUCUCCUCCUCGCCAGCUCAGUGCUCACUCUUGCCUGUGCUCGCACAUACCCUCGCGCGCCCACCGACGCAUCCGCCGGCAUCGCCUGCCGCUGCGCCGCCACUCCGCGUCGUCCGCGCUCUGGCUGAAGCUGGCGCGUCCGCCCUCGCCUGCUGCUCGUGCCUUUGCGCACACGCCACACGGGCGCAGCUCUCGUCGCAGCCUCGCUGCUUGCUCGCCGCCGCUGCUUUUCAGUCGGCUGGCAUCUCGCUGCCUUUGAGCGUCUCCUCCUGCCCGCGGCUCCGCCACGAUGGACGGCAUUCUUGACUUCAGUCGAGACCUCGACAUCGGUCUGAUGGACCGUGUCGUGGGUGCCAUGUACACCUCCGUCGGCGCAGACCAAAGGACGGCGCAGCAGGUGCUGGCGCAGUUCCAGGAGCACCCAGAGGCGUGGCAGCGCGUGCCCGCCAUUCUGCAGCAGAGCUCCAGCGCACAGACCAAGUACAUUGCGCUGCAGAUCCUCGACAAGCUCAUCACGACGCGCUGGAAGGUGCUGCCCGUCGACCAGCAGCAGGGCAUCCGCAACUUCAUCGUCGAGACGAUCAUCAGCGUCUCGUCCGACGAGGCGGCGCUGCGCACGCAGAAGACGUACAUCAACAAGCUCGAUGUGACGCUCGUGCAGAUCCUGAAGCAGGAGUGGCCGCACCGCUGGCCGACGUUCAUCAGCGACAUUGUCUCGUCGUCGCGCACCUCGCUCUCCAUCUGCGAGAACAACAUGGCGAUUCUGCGCCUGCUCUCCGAGGAGAUCUUCGACUACUCGGCCGAGGCCAUGACGCAGGCCAAGACGAAGAACCUGAAGAACCAGAUCUGCGGCGAGUUUGCCGAUGUGUUCCAGCUCUGCAUCGAGGUGCUGGAGAAGGCACAGAAGCCCAGCCUCAUCAAGGCCACGCUCGAGACGAUGCUGCGCUUCCUGAACUGGAUCCCGCUGGGCUACAUCUUCGAGACGAGCGUGAUUGACCACCUCAUCGGGCGGUUCCUCGAGGUGCCCGAGUUCCGCAACGUGACGCUCAAGUGCCUGUCGGAGAUUGCGGGCCUGAACGUCGGGCCCGAGUACGACGCCAAGUUCGUCGUGCUCUUCAACAUGGUCAUGACGGCGGUGAACCGCAUGGUGCCGCCGAGCACGAACAUCGCUGCCGCGUACGAGUCGUCGUCGGACUCGGACCAGGAGCUGGUGCUCAACCUGGCGCUCUUCCUCUGCAACUUCUUGCAGGCGCACCUCAAGCUCGUCGAGCACACCGAGCACCGCGACGUGCUGCUGAACGCCCACCUCUACCUCAUCAAGGUGUCGCAGGUGCCGGAGCGGGAAGUGUUCAAGAUCUGCUUGGAGUACUGGAGCAAGCUGGUGGCCGAGCUGUACGAGGAGAUCCAGCAGCUGCCGAUGCCAGAGAUGAACCCGUUGCUCGGUCUCAACCUCGGCAACGGCGCAGGGCAAGGCGCAAACGCGAUGAACCUGCGCAAGCACACGUACGCCGACAUCCUCAGCAACCUGCGUCUCGUCAUGAUCGAGCGCAUGGUCAAGCCCGAGGAGGUGCUGAUCGUGGAGAACGACGAGGGCGAGAUUGUGCGCGAGUUCAUGAAGGAGAGCGACACCAUCGUGCUGUACAAGUCGAUGCGCGAGGUGCUCGUGUACCUCACGCACCUCGACGUCGCCGACACGGAGACGAUCAUGACGGAGAAGCUCUCAAAACAGGUCGACGGCAGCGAGUGGAGCUGGGCGAACCUGAACACGCUGUGCUGGGCGAUUGGCAGCAUCUCGGGUGCUAUGAGCGAGGAGACGGAGAAGCGCUUCCUGGUCACCGUCAUCAAGGAUCUGCUGGGCCUGUGCGAGAUGAAGCGCGGCAAGGACAACAAGGCGGUCGUGGCGAGCAACAUCAUGUACAUCGUCGGCCAGUACCCGCGCUUCCUCAAGGCGCACUGGAAGUUCCUCAAGACGGUCGUCAACAAGAAUUUCGAGUUCAUGCACGAGACCCACGAGGGCGUGCAAGACAUGGCAUGCGACACCUUCAUCAAGAUUGCACAAAAGUGCCGGCGACACUUUGUCAUGCAGCAGUCGGGCGAGCAGGAGCCCUUCAUCGACGAGAUCCUGCGCACGCUGCACCGCAUCACCGUCGACCUGUCGCCGCUGCAGGUGCACACGUUCUACGAGGCCAUCGGCUACAUGAUCGCCGCGCAGCCCAACAAGCCGACGCAGGAGCGCCUCAUCGCCAAGCUCAUGGAGCUGCCGAACAACGCGUGGGACUCGCUCAUGGCGCAGGCACACAGCAACGUCGACGUGCUCGGCAACCCGGAGAACAUCAAGAUUCUCUCCAACGUGCUCAAGACGAACGUCUCGGCGUGCUCCUCUGUCGGCACCUUCUUCCUGCCGCAGAUCGGCCGCAUCUACCUCGACAUGCUGGCGCUGUACCGCAGCGUGAGCGGCGUCAUCAGCGCCAAGGUCGACUCCGACGGCCUCGUGGCGACCAAGACGCCGCUGGUGCGCGGCCUGCGCACCAUCAAAAAGGACAUUCUGCGUCUCGUCGAGACGUACGUCAAGCGCGCCGAGGACCUGGAGCAGGUCAACUCGAACCUCAUCCCAUCGCUCCUCGACGCCAUCCUCAGCGACUACCACAACAACGUGCCUGCCGCGCGCGACGCCGAGGUGCUCAACGUCGUCGCCACGAUCACGGGCCGUCUCGGCUCGCUGCUGACCGACAAGGUGCCGCCGAUUCUCGACGCCGUGUUUGAGCCGACACUGUCGAUGAUCAACCGGGACUUCGCCGAGUACCCGGAGCACCGCGUGGGCUUCUUCAAGCUGCUGCGCGCCAUCAACUUCAACUGCUUCCCGGCACUGCUCUCGCUCGAGCCGGCCAAGUUCAAGCUCUUCGUCGACGCGCUCGUGUGGGCCUUCAAGCACGCACAGCGCGACGUGGCCGAGCAGGGCCUUAGCACGGCACUCGAGCUGCUCGGCAAUAUCUCGACGCAGGAGCCGAGCGUCAGCGGCGGCUUCUACCAGCAGUACCUGCUCGCCAUCAUCCAGGAUGUCUUCUUUGUCCUCACCGACUCGGACCACAAGGCCGGCUUCAAGACGCAGUGCGCGCUGCUCGCACGCAUCUUUGAGCUCGUCGAGAGCGGCAAGGUGCAGGCGCCGCUGGCCGAGGGCAUCUCGGACAACCGCGCGUACAUCCGGCAAUUCUGCGCCAACCUGCUGAAGAACGCCUUCCCGCACGUCGAGACGGCCUACCUCGAGGCCUUUGUCAACGGCCUGGCGCAGGACGCGCAGGACCUGACGGCGUACCGCAACCGCAUCCGCGACCUGCUCGUCGUGUCGAAGGAGCUCUCCGCCGGCGAGGGCGCGGCCGAGGAGCUCUUUGCCGCCGAGGACCAGGAGGAGAAGCGGCGCGCGGCCGCCGCGGCAGACGAGCGCCGCGCGGCGGCAGUGCCGGGCAUGCUGAAGCCCAGCAUGGUCAAGGACGAGGACGAGGAGCUGUGACUCAUUCACGAACUGCUGUACUGAGCACGACGCUGCGAUGCUGGCGCCGUGCUGCCCGCCUGCCGCGCAUUGCACGGGGCGGGCGCCUUCACCCUCACACUCCUCUCUGUGAUGCCCCCACUCUCUGUUCCCCCACUCUACCCUCUACGGUGAUAAUCGACACGCUGUUGCAGUCC